AUGAACCUGUUUCCCUAUGCCCGAGGGAACUGCAACGGCGGCAGGGUUAGAGAUGAUGAGAACAUUGAAAUCAAUGAUAUGAUUGUGCGGGCCAGUGUCCCUUUAAAUAAGGUCGUGGUUGGAGUUGCUAGCUACGGUCGAACCUUCAAGAUGGAGCAGGCUGGCUGCGACUGGGCCAUGUGCAAGUUCACCGGCAGCGCGCGGAAGUCGCUUGCUGCCAAGGGCCUAUGCACAGACGCCGCCGGCUAUACCUCCAACGCCGAGAUUAACGAGAUCCUGCAGAACAAGCGGGUAACCAAGACAUGGACCGUCAACUCAAACUUUAUAGUAUACAACGAUACCGGGUGGGUUGCCUGGAUGGGUGAUGAGUUUAAGAAGAAGCGAGAGGGUAUCUACGCAUGGUACAACUUUGCCGGCACAAGCGACUGGGCUGUGGACCUGCAGUCCUUCUCCGAGUGA
Messenger RNA from Microdochium trichocladiopsis, 459 nucleotides. RefSeq lists its product as uncharacterized. The record is from RefSeq and is a predicted model, not a curated record. Bases 1 to 459 code for a protein of 152 amino acids. Lineage: Eukaryota; Fungi; Ascomycota; Sordariomycetes; Xylariales; Microdochiaceae. The transcript is spliced from 2 exons.